UACCCAUAUGUAUUAUGAUUGUUUUGCUUUUUUGGUUGGAAUUUGAACUCUUGGCAGGAUAACUUGCUGCUUUUUUUUUUCCAGUUAAUAUUUGUCAUCAUGGUUCUUCUUUGGCCUUUUGUAUUCUGAAGUCCCUUUCUUCUUUGAGGGAAAAAAAAGAACAACUUUUUGGAGUUGGUGUGGUUUUAUGGAGUAAUGGAGUAAAGGGUAUUAUUUGCUGUACCCAAAAAGUUUAUCAUUCAUUUACUUUCAAUCAAAAUGAAUACUCAACUUUUUCAUUUGAUUUUUGUAUAUAUAGCUAUUUCAAGAUUCCAUGGAAACUUUGAUCAGAGCAUCAAAUCUAUGUGUAAAUUAUUAUUUUUUAUUUUUUGGAGGUGUUUUUUUGACUAAGUUCUAAGGGCUGACCAAGUGGGCCAGUGUCUUCCAUGAACUUUCUCCUUUUCAUACUAACCAAUCUUCUUGAAUUUUGAACUUAUUUUUGUGUCCAAUAUCCAUAUUUCCCCUUUUUCUCUGGACAUCUUUUAUUUUACGAUAGUAGAGAAGACAGAAAUGAAAUUUGAUCCAGAAGAAGUGAUUGAGGAAUUUGAAGCGUUGACCAAAGAAGCUGGUAAAGUUCAAGAAGAGACUCUUAAAAAGAUACUAGAAGAGAAUGGAGGCACAGUGUAUCUACAACAAUGGGGUCUAAAUGGAAGAAUUGAUCCUGAGGCUUUCAAGGCUUGUGUUCCUCUAGUCACUCACAAAGAUUUAGAGCCUUAUAUUCAAAGAAUUGCUGAUGGGGAUCUUUCCCCUGUUCUCACCGGAAAACCCAUUACAACAAUCUCAUUAAGUUCGGGUACUACUCAGGGAAGGCCAAAGUUUGUACCUUUCAAUGAUGAGUUGAUGGAAUCCACUAUGCAGAUAUACAAAACUUCUUUUGCAUUUAGGAAUAGAGAAUUCCCAAUUGAGAAUGGGAAGGCGUUGCAGUUCAUUUACAGCAGCAAGCAGUUCAAGACAAAGGGAGGUUUGGCAGCUGGAACUGCAACUACCAACGUAUAUCGUAAUGCGCAUUUCAAGAAGACAAUGAAGGCAAUGCAAACCCCAUGUUGUAGCCCUGAUGAAGUUAUAUUUGGUCCUGAUUUCCACCAAUCUUUGUACUGCCAUCUCUUGUGUGGCCUCAUUUUUCGGGACGAAGUGCAAGUGGUCUCCUCUACAUUUGCCCACAGCAUUGUCCAUGCGUUUAGAACUUUCGAACAAGUCUGGGAAGAACUUGUUGUAGACAUAAGAGAGGGAGUCCUGUCUACCCGAGUCACGGUCCCUUCAAUGAGAUCAGCAAUGUUGAAAUUGCUGAAGCCUGAUCUAGAGCAGGCUGAUACCAUUUAUAAUAAGUGUUCUGGAUUAAGCAAUUGGUACGGUUUGAUUCCCGUGCUCUUCCCUAAUGCCAGGUACAUAUAUGGAAUCAUGACAGGGUCCAUGGAACCUUACCUCAAGAAAUUGAGGCAUUAUGCAGGGGACCUACCACUACUGAGUGCAGAUUAUGGUUCUUCUGAAGGAUGGAUUGGUGCAAAUGUCAAUCCUAAGUUGCCCCCUGAGCUAGUUACUUAUGCAGUGCUUCCAAAUAUCGGUUAUUUCGAAUUCAUUCCUCUCAGGGUAACUAUGGAUGGCCUUGAGCCUACACCUGUGGGUCUUGCUGAAGUUAAACUAGGUGAAGAGUAUGAAAUUGUUGUCACCAACUUUGCAGGGUUGUAUCGCUAUAGACUCGGUGAUGUUGUAAAAAUAAAAGGAUUCCACAAUGACACACCAGAGCUCCAGUUCAUUUGUCGCAGAAAUCUUUUGCUAAGCAUAAACAUUGACAAAAAUACUGAGAAAGACUUACAGCUAGCUGUAGAAGCAGCAGCCAGGCUCUUAGUAGAUGAAAAGCUAGAUGUAGUCGAUUUCACAAGCCACGUGAGUUUUGCAACAAAUCCGGGACACUACGUGGUUUUCUGGGAACUCAGUGGUGAAGCCAGUGAUGAAACAUUGCAAGAAUGCUGUAAUUGUUUGGACAAAUCGUUUGUUGAUGCAGGCUACGUGGGGUCUCGGAAGGUGAAUGUAAUUGGAGCACUUGAGCUUAGAGUUGUGAAGAAGGGGACUUUUCAUAAGAUAUUAGAUCAUUUUGUAGGAUUAGGGGGUGCUGUUAGCCAGUUCAAGACUCCAAGAUGUGUUGGUCAGAACAACAGCAGACUGUUACAGAUCCUAUGUUAUGAUGUUGUCAAGAGCUAUUUUAGUACUGCCUACUGUUGAUGUUGAACUUAGAUGCACCCUUAAUAAAUGUACAAAGUUGAAGAGUUGUAUGGAAAAGUUGAUGUAUUGUUAUUGUUGCUCUUUAAUUUGCA
Molecule: messenger RNA, 2351 nt
Organism: Solanum dulcamara
Lineage: Eukaryota; Viridiplantae; Streptophyta; Magnoliopsida; Solanales; Solanaceae
Product: jasmonoyl--L-amino acid synthetase JAR4-like
Exons: 5
Coding region: 550-2259 (569 amino acids)
Cellular component (GO): cytoplasm
Molecular function (GO): acid-amino acid ligase activity
Source: RefSeq, a predicted model, not a curated record